This is a messenger RNA of Rosa rugosa (rugosa rose), 1818 nucleotides long. Its product is annotated as pentatricopeptide repeat-containing protein At5g46100. Gene Ontology annotation, molecular function: protein binding. NCBI's taxonomy places the organism in Eukaryota, Viridiplantae, Streptophyta, Magnoliopsida, Rosales, Rosaceae. The transcript is spliced from 2 exons. Bases 252 to 1688 code for a protein of 478 amino acids. The record is from RefSeq and is a predicted model, not a curated record.
UAUUCGUCUCCGGGCCCGAUUCGAUUCUCAGUGUCUCUAGUAAAUGCUGCAGUGACUGUCCGCACCGAUGCCGUUAAAAGCCUCCGGUAUAUUCCCAGACCGUCGACGACGACGGAAAACUACGCCGAAUCAGAAAGACACCUACAACUUCAUAAUGGGUAGUAGCAAUUUGCAGAUUAAGUUCUGGACUAGUUUGAUUCAGUUACUUGCGUGGAAGUGAGUGAUAGUGAGAAAGAGUGGUGGGAAAAACUAUGGGGAGUAAAACCCUGUUUAAAUGGUCGAAGCAAAUUACUACUUCCCAAGUUGGGCAGCUGAUAAAAGCUGAGAAGGACCUCCAGAAAGCGCUCAUCAUAUUUGAUUCCGCAACAGCUGAGUACACCAAUGGUUUUCGGCAUGAUCAUAGCACGUUUGGGAUCAUGAUCUCUAGAUUAGUCUCUGCAAACCAGUUCAGGUCUGCGGAGGCGCUGCUUGAUAGGAUGAAGGAGGAGAAGUGUAGUGUUACGGAAGAUAUAUUCUUGUCUGUUUGUAGAGGGUAUGCUAGAGUUCACAGGCCACUGGAUUCUGUCAGGGUGUUCGACAAGAUGGAGGACUUCCGGUGCAAACCAACUGAAAAGUCUUACAUUACUAUAUUUGGGAUUCUUGUUGAAGAAAACCAGUUAAAGGUUGCUUUUAGAUUCUACAGGUAUAUGAGGAAAACGGGCAUUCCAGCUAGUGUUGUUUCACUUAAUAUCCUGAUUAAAGCGCUUUGUAAGAACAGCAGUUCCAUGGAUGCAGCUCUUCGGAUACUUCGUGAGAUGCCUGAUCAUGGGUGCACCCCUGAUUCAUAUACAUAUGGUACUUUGAUUAAUGGAUUGUGCAAGUUAGGAAAGAUUGGUGAAGCAAAGGAGCUAUUCUGUGUGAUGGGAACAAAAGGCUGUUCACCGUCUGUUGUUACGUAUACUUGCUUGAUACGUGGUUUGUGCCAAAAUAACAAUUUGGAUGAAGCUGUGGAAUUGUUUGAAGACAUGAAUGACAAAGGUAUCGCCCCAAAUGUGUUUACUUACAGCUCUUUGAUGGAUGGUUUUUGCAAGGGUGGACGUUCUUCAGAAGCAAUGGAACUAUUAGACUUAAUGAUUAGUAAACACCAUUUGCCCAACAUGGUUACUUAUAGUACUUUGCUUCAUGGACUCUGUGAAGAAGGGAAGCUUCGAGAGGCUUUGGAGAUUCUGGACAAAAUGAAGCUGCAGGGCUUGAAACCAGAUGCAGGGCAGUAUGGGAAAAUAAUAACUGGCUUCUGCAAUGUUUCCAAGUUCCAAGAAGCAGCAAACUUUCUUGAUGAGAUGGUCCUUGGUGGGAUUUCACCCAACAGAUUAACCUGGAGCCUUCAUGUUAGGAUCCAUAAUGCAGUGGUUCAAGGCUUGUGCAGUAGUGCCAACCUAACUCGAGCUUUUCAGUUGUAUCUUAGCAUGCGCACCAGGGGUUUCUCAAUUGAUUUGGAAACUUUUGAUACUCUAGUGAAAUGCAUUUCUAAGAAAGGUGACCUGCACAAAGCUUAUCGAAUUGUUGAUGAGAUGGUGCUUGAUGGAUGCAUUCCAGACUAUGGAAUUUGGAAUGCUGUGGUCAAAGGGUUUUGGGAUCGCACAAAGGUGCGUGAACCUGCCGAGUUGUUGCAAGCUGAGCUGAUGAGCGAAUUAGCUGAUGAAUUCUGACCUAUUAAGUGCUCAGGUACACUUGUAUCCCUUAUCAUAAACAUUUAUCUACCCCGACAUUGCUUUGUUACUCUUCACAAAUUAUACAAUAGUGAGAGCAAAAUAAGCUCCUGGACAUGUUAUGAUCGUC